This is a messenger RNA of Cooperia oncophora, 534 nucleotides long. The record is from the annotation of a GenBank genome assembly. NCBI's taxonomy places the organism in Eukaryota, Metazoa, Nematoda, Chromadorea, Rhabditida, Trichostrongylidae.
AUGGAACUGUAUUUGGUGAAUCCAAAUUUUAUGCAUCGUGCUAUGUACGAUACUAUGCGAGAUGUUGAUCGAACGGAAAAGGCCAUUUUCCCGUACUGGCGAAAUGCUGAUCAUUCGGUACUUCAUGUGGCGAACGAUACUGUAAAGGCCGUUGACGACGACAAGAAGUUCGCCGUCACGCUGGAUGUGUCUCAGUUCCGCCCAGAAGAACUAAAUGUACACCUGGAUGGACGAGUACUAACCAUCGAGGGCAAGCAGGAGCAUAAAACCAAGAGCAGCUCAUUGCAUAGAUCAUUCGUGCGCAAGUGGUUAUUGCCUGAAAAUGUCGAUUUGGAUACAGUCCGUACACAGGUUGACGACAAAGGACAUUUGUCGGUGGACGCGCCGAAGCACAUCGAAGGCCACCCGAAGAAGAGGAAGAUCCCCAUAGUGGCUGCUUCUUCUAACUGCUUCUGCCACUCCAAAGAAGUGAAUUUGUUGAGAUGUUAUUCAUUCGAAAUUACCUCAUAUAUUAAAUUGUCGCCUGCCAAAUAG